This is a messenger RNA of Musa acuminata AAA Group (dessert banana), 501 nucleotides long. RefSeq lists its product as uncharacterized. The transcript has a single exon. Bases 1 to 501 code for a protein of 166 amino acids. Lineage: Eukaryota; Viridiplantae; Streptophyta; Magnoliopsida; Zingiberales; Musaceae. The record is from RefSeq and is a predicted model, not a curated record.
AUGGGGAGGUCGAAGAGCGAGGCCCCGAGGAGGCUGCGCUUCGCGUCGCCCGACGAGGCCGGAGACGACGUGGAGUGCAGCGGCGCGUCGUGCCGGUCGUGCGCCGCGGUCAUGGUCGCCGACUGCGUCGCGCUGGGCUGCUGUCCCUGCGCGGUGGUCGACGUGCUCGCCUUGGCCUUGGUGAAGGUCCCCUGGGCGGUGUCGAGGAGAUGCUUGGGGAUGCUGAAGAGGAGAGAGGGGGCUUCGCGAAGACGAAGGGUGAGAGAUGAGGGAGGAGUAGAGAGGAUGAGGGGGGAGGUGGUGGUCGAGGGAAGGGAAGCGAAGAGCUCGGAGAAGAUGAAGCGGUGGGCUGACGUUGGAGCGACGGUGGGGGAGAAUGGCCAAGGAGGUCAACGAUCUGACGCUGAUAAGGUGUGGAUGGAGCUGUAUCAGAUCGGGCACUGGGGGUUUGGUUGUCAUUCUCGGGAAUUCAGGGGAGGGGCAAUUAGGGAAGACACGUAG